AUGGUCCUUGUCACUGUUACCGAUGUUCAGUACCUUCGGGAUGUUGAAAAAUGGUUUCUCGAGACUCCAAGAGGGAAUAUUAUUGCCAACAAAGUGGUAAUUGCAACCAAUGCGUAUACUGCUGCUAUUCUACCCGAAUUUAAAGGUGUGAUAGUUCCAGUCAAAGGAUGCGUUUCACAUUUAAAACCCGCUGAUCAUUCUAUUAAGAAGCUUCCUUACAACUAUUACCACGCUUAUCCAAUGGAAGGUGACUACGUGACUGCAAGAUCCGACGGUUCGUCCACUGCCCGUUACGGGAAAAAAAAGGACAGUUACGCGUCUCUCGCCUCUUUGGCGGCCAAUAACUCGAUCACCAGGGGCGACAAAUAG
Brettanomyces bruxellensis is the source of this 369-nucleotide messenger RNA. RefSeq lists its product as uncharacterized. The transcript is spliced from 2 exons. NCBI's taxonomy places the organism in Eukaryota, Fungi, Ascomycota, Pichiomycetes, Pichiales, Pichiaceae. Gene Ontology annotation, molecular function: oxidoreductase activity. Bases 1 to 369 code for a protein of 122 amino acids. The record is from RefSeq and is a predicted model, not a curated record.